AGGAAUCAGAAGCAAAGGAUGAGGAGGAGAUGGUCCUACCACUAGGAGAUUGGCAGUGCUUAGACAAUUACUCCAGAGACCUAUAUAAAGGACGAGCAUCCUAUCCCAGGACGCACAACAGCUCAAUCCUCAGAGGCAAAGAUGAAGUUCCUGCUCCUUAUCGCCCUUGGCCUCGUGGCCCUUAGCGCCGCUCGCCCUUCAGACGACAUCGUCGACUUCGAGCUCGACAACCAAGAGCAGGAGCAGGAGGGGCAGCCAGGAAGAGCCGUCAAGGGAGAGUACUCAUGGACCGCUCCUGACGGUAACGAAUACUUCGUCAAGUACGAGGCUGACCGCUUCGGCUACAGAGUCGUCGAGGACAACGUCGUGCCAAGGACCUUCCAGGGAGACCAGCCUGAUGACGAUGGCGAAGGCGACGACGACGACGAGAAUAACUGAAGGAGGUCUUAGGAAACCUUUUAGGAAUUCUUAGGAAUCCUGAGGAAUUAUGUUGACGGACGGUGCAGCACUGAACAAAUUCUUCCUCUUCUUCUUCUUCUUCUUCCUCUCUUAUUCCAGAAAGUCAUUGUCAUGUAUCACCAAGUGAGAUUCAUAGAGGUUCUUAUAUCAGAGUUUAUAAUUAUAUAAAUAUAUAGAGAUAUAUCAUAUAGCUAAAA
Messenger RNA from Macrobrachium nipponense, 656 nucleotides. RefSeq names its product cuticle protein CP575-like. The transcript is spliced from 2 exons. NCBI's taxonomy places the organism in Eukaryota, Metazoa, Arthropoda, Malacostraca, Decapoda, Palaemonidae. The record is from RefSeq and is a predicted model, not a curated record. Bases 142 to 438 code for a protein of 98 amino acids.